AUGAUAACCCUGACGGAGCUGCUGUCUGAAGAGGACAACGCGUCCCUGUCUGCAACACUACCCAUGCUGGCAAACUUAAAGAAACGUCACCUGACCAUCACGGAUAAUGACAGCCCCAUUACCAAAAAAAUGAAAAGCAAGCUGGUCGAAGAAAUUGACCGCAGGUGGGAGUUUAAAACCCGAAUGAUGAGUGUAUACAUUAAAGCUGCAGUAGUAGACCCUCGUUUUAAGCAGCUGUCUUUUCUGGAUGAUGCCAAACGAGACGAGGCCUAUACAGAAGUCGCACAGCUGGCAGACCGACUGAGUGCAGCCACAGGUGAACCUGGAGGUGAACCUGGAGGCAGGAUUUACUGUCAACAGAUCAAGAAGCUGUCUCCUCCCAGAGGACGUGGUCUGGACGAGGACGCCCGCUGGCUGGACUGGGUCACCAAACAGUUCGAGAGCAUCGCCGGGGACGACAAGGAGAUCGACCUGGACGAGUUCAAGACGGCUCUGAAGGUCAAAGAGUCGUUCUUCGCCGAGCGUUUCUUCGCGCUGUUCGACUCCGACGGCAGCAGCUCCAUCAGUCUGGACGAGCUGCUGAAAGCUCUGGACCUCCUGAUCCACGGCAGCGAGACGGACAAGCUCAAGUUCCUGUUCCAGGUCUACGACGUGGACGGCAGCGGGUCCAUCGAUCCAGAUGAACUGAGGACGGUUCUGAAGUCGUGUCUGCGUGAGAGCGCCAUCUCUCUGCCGGAGGAGAAGCUGGACGACUUGACGCUGGCGCUGUUCGAGUCGGCCGACAAAGACAACAGCGGCUCCAUCACGUUCGAGGAGCUGAAGGCUGAGCUGGAGAACUUCCCCGAGGUGAUGGAGAACCUCACCAUCAGCGCUGCUAACUGGCUGAAGCCUCCUAACGAGGAGGAGCAGAAGAGUCGUGGUGCUCCUCGUUACCUGACCAGAGCGUACUGGUUGAACAACAGCAGGAAGCUACUCUUCCUCUGCCUCUACUUCCUCCUCAGUCUGCUCCUCUUCAUCGGGGCCAUGCUGCAGCACAGGGAGGGGGGGGGCUGGUUCAUGGUGGCAAAGGGCUGUGGACAGUGUCUCAACUUCAACUGCACCUUCAUCAUGGUGCUGAUGCUGCGUCGCUUCCUCACCUGGCUGAGGGCCACCUGGGUGGUGAGGCUCCUCCCUCUGGACCAGAACAUCCUGCUGCACCAGGUGGUCGGCUACUCCAUCCUCUGCUACACGCUGGUCCACACCGCCGCCCACGUCUGCAACUUUGUGCGGCUGUCAGAGAGUGGAGAGUACCGUCUGUGGGAGUACCUGCUGACCACAAGGCCGGGGAUAGGCUGGGUGGGGGGGUCGGCCUCUCUGACGGGGGUCAUCCUCCAGCUGAUGAUCGGCCUCAUGGUGCUCUGCUCCAGCACCUUCGUCCGACGCAGCGGACACUUUGAGGUGUUCUACUGGUCUCACCUGUCCUAUGUGUGGGUCUGGUCUCUGCUGAUGGUCCACUGUGCGAACUUCUGGAAGUGGUUUGUGUUUCCUGGUCUGCUCUUCCUGCUGGAGAAGAUCGUGGGACUCGCAGUGUCUCGUAUGGGAGGUCUUUACAUCGUGGAGGUCAACCUGCUGCCCUCCAAGGUCACUCACCUGGUGAUCAAACGACCUCAGUUCUUCCAAUUCAAACCUGGAGAUUACGUUUACAUCAACAUCCCGACCAUCGCCAAGUACGAGUGGCACCCGUUCACCAUCAGCAGCGCUCCGGAGCAGUCAGAGAGUCUGUGGCUUCACAUCCGCUCGAUGGGUCAGUGGACCAACCGACUGUACGAGUACUUCAGAGAACCGGAGAGUCAGGAGCUCAGUACCAAGAGACUAGGAGCCAGCCUGAAGACCAGGAGACAGAUGAUGAAGGCCCAGGAGGAGUUGUUCAGCUCCACAAACUGUAACGGAGACGUAGCCUCCAACGAGGACGACUCCAUCGAGCUGAUGAUGUACCGUCAGAACGGAUCCCGGCCCGACGCGGCCCAGGUCCAGCCCCCGACGGGCUGGAGCCGGCAGAGAGAGGAGAGGCCCCCGCUCAGAGAGGUUUCUGCCAAGUUUGCUGAGAAUCACAGAUUCUGUAACAUCAAGUGCUACGUAGACGGACCGUACGGGACUCCCACCAGACAGAUCUUCGCCUCGGAGCAUGCGGUCCUGAUCGGGGCCGGUAUCGGGAUCACACCGUUUGCCUCCAUCCUGCAGAGCAUCAUGUACCGGUACCGCAUGAGGAAGCAGAACUGUCCCAGCUGUAACUACUCGUGGUGUGAGAACAUCAAAGACAGCGAGAUGAAGCUACGCAAAGUGGACUUCAUCUGGAUCAACAGAGACCAGAAGUCCUUUGAGUGGUUUGUUAGUUUACUGACUAAACUGGAGAUGGACCAGGCUGAUGAGGAGCCUGAAGGCCGCUUCCUGGAGAUGCACAUGUACAUGACGUCAGCUCUCAGCAAGAACGACAUGAAGGCCAUCGGCCUGCAGAUGGCGCUGGACCUGCUGGCCAAGAAGGAGAAGAAGGACUCGAUCACCGGACUGAGGACCAGAACCCAACCGGGUCGGCCCGAGUGGGCGAAGGUGUUUCAGAAGGUGUCUGAGGAGAAUAAAGGGAAGGUCCACGUGUUCUACUGCGGCGCUACCGCUCUAGCUAAAGUCAUCAAAGCUCAGUGUGAACACUUCAGCUUCAACUUCUACAAGGAGAACUUCUGA
This is a messenger RNA of Anoplopoma fimbria (sablefish), 2718 nucleotides long. It is a transcript of the gene nox5, whose product is annotated as NADPH oxidase, EF-hand calcium binding domain 5. Lineage: Eukaryota; Metazoa; Chordata; Actinopteri; Perciformes; Anoplopomatidae. The record is from RefSeq and is a predicted model, not a curated record. Gene Ontology annotation, molecular function: superoxide-generating NAD(P)H oxidase activity; calcium ion binding. The transcript has 19 exons. Gene Ontology annotation, biological process: defense response; superoxide anion generation. Gene Ontology annotation, cellular component: NADPH oxidase complex; plasma membrane. The coding region runs from base 1 to 2718 and encodes 905 amino acids.